This is a messenger RNA of Sorghum bicolor (sorghum), 3278 nucleotides long. RefSeq lists its product as uncharacterized. Bases 134 to 1621 code for a protein of 495 amino acids. Gene Ontology annotation, cellular component: nucleus. Gene Ontology annotation, biological process: protein K48-linked deubiquitination. The record is from RefSeq and is a predicted model, not a curated record. Gene Ontology annotation, molecular function: cysteine-type deubiquitinase activity; ubiquitin binding. The transcript has 9 exons. Lineage: Eukaryota; Viridiplantae; Streptophyta; Magnoliopsida; Poales; Poaceae.
UUUUUUCCCAUUGGAUCCCUGUGGCUAUAAAUAAAUAGGGGCUAUAUCUUCUGACCCACCCACCAAGAAGUAGCGUGUCAAAAAAAAUUCCGUAGAAACCUAGGGGAGAAACUGCAAAAACAGUUUUGCCAGAAUGGCAGAAAAGGGCCUACCUCCAAGAAAGAGAGUGCGGUUCAGGUUCACGUCCAACCCGAGCGCGGGAAGCAGCGCAGGUGGCGGAGGCGGAGGCGGCGACGGCGACGGCGACGGCGCAGCAGCACCGGCCCCCGCACUGCGACAGGAGCCCUCUUCUUCGGCGCCACGUUCACCGUCGCCACCCAAACCGCUCACGUGCAACCCCGGCGCGGGAAGCAGCGGAGGCGGCGGCGCGGCGGGACAGGAACUCUCUUAUUCGCCGCCGCCGCUUUCACCGUCGUCCCCCGGUGACGAGGACCCCGGAGAGGCAGGACGGGAACUCUCUUAUUCGCCGCCCUCGCUUUCAUGGUCGUCCUCCGAUGACGAGGAUAAGCUGGACGAAUUUCAAAUAAGAAAUGGAUGGGGUUCUCUGUUCAUGAGUGAUCCUCAAGUUCUUUCUGCUAUGUGCUCGAGUGAUCCACAAAACCCCCCUUGUUAUAUUGGCCGGCAAAAUUGUGAGCCGCUCACCAGACAGAAGUUUCUUUCACUGCACCACAAUUGGCAACAGCUGCUAGAUGGCAAGAAUACAUACCUCCGUCCUCCAAAGAACAACCGUGUUGCCAAGGACAAUGAUGACGACAGCAUCUUUGUAACCCCAGAACCUCUUGAGUUGACACUACAAUGUCAGAUGCCACUAUCGUAUUUGGUUAAUUCAGCUGGAGGAAUACCUACCAUCCAGCAGAAGUACAAGAUACUUAGUGAACAUUAUGUGUGCUUCAGACCAGUGCGAAGCGAUGGGUCACAGUUUUACAGAGCUUUCUUUUUCUCUUACUUGGAAAACCUUGGGAAAAUGCAAUGUAGUCAAGCUGAGGUCGCUCGUUUAAUGGAUUGCGUGGCAAGGUCCAGAGUGAAUUUCCGUCGUUUAAAAUGGAAUAAUGCAUACUUCUCAAAUCCAGAAGCAUUUUUCUCAAGUGUUGUUUCUGAGUUUGAGCACUUGGUCAAUUUAGUUGCAAAUGGGCUAAAUUCUGAUGACCUUUACGAGAUAAGCCUACAGGAGAUUUCGUCAUCUAGGAUUCUUUCUUUGCUCAGAUUGCUGACAGAGGUUCAUAUCCGUACACAUGAAGCGGACUACAGCAGAGUAUUGAGUCAGAAAAAUGCCCAUUUGUUUUGCAUAGAAUCUGUGCGUCCAUUUGGCGCUGGCAUCGAAAUUCUACAAAUAAGGGCUAUAUCACAGGCUCUUGGCAUUCCAGUGCACGUAGCAGUUGUGGACGGUGCUAUGAAAGAUGGAACUGUGCAAGUGCUGUGCCUUGACUUCGUUCCUCAAUCAGAAUCAGGAGCAAGCAGAACAUCAGGAUCUCUCAGUUCAAUCAGACAGUACUCUCUAUCCAGUGCAACUGAUCAACAUCCAGUCUUGCCAGCUGGAAACUUAUUUUUGUCUGAUCGCAUGCCCCUAGUGACCAUAUUCAUGACGACUGCCAACACUACUGCCAUUAUGUAUCGUAAGUGAACAGAUUCUGAGUAUGCAGCAGCCUCUGGUUGAUGGUUCCAACAGGAACUGUUUGGGUGAUAACAUGGAUCUCUAUUGAUAGUCUACUCUAGUAUUGGUGUUUGAUUGUGUAUCUGCUUCCAAAUUGUAUCUGGUUACACUUCGUUGCCCAAGACAAAAAAUAACCCAUUUGCUGGUAUGUGCUCAUGCACACAGUUUAUGAAAUAAAUUUAGACUUGGCCUAACAUGCGAGGCACUGUUUCUCUUGUUGCUGGAUACUUAAGCGCACUGGAACCAGUGGGAAGAACACCUUACACUAGGAGCAAUGGAAUAGAUCAGUUAGCUUUUUUGGUUUACUUUUGUUAUGGAUGUUCCCAGUUGCUUAAGCAGUUGGAUGGAUGAUUCACAUUUGGUAAGAGCAUAUGAAGGAAUAGUUGUUUUCUGAUACAACAAUAUGUGGAUUGCCAUCAUGCAUCUUCAAGGAACAACAAUACUUUAAUUUGCAGCAUGAAGGAAUUGUUUUGUGAGUCCCUGUUGCUGCAGGCUUUCCUUUGGUGACUGAUUGGUAAUGCUUGCUAAAAGUUGGAUGUGUUCUAGAAGUAACUUUAAAUCGAUAAUGAUGUGGAGUUUGUAAAAUUCUUCGAAGCGACUUCUUGUGGAGAACUAGGAUUAACAUUUACAGCAGACUUAAUCAAAUGAAAAUGUAGUACACGAGCAGUCAUUCUUUUGAAAUAAGAAUACCCAUGUGACUGAAUGGCGUACUCGAUCAGUCUUGUGUAUUGCUGCAGCUUGCAUAGUACAAAUAGGGUUGUUGAGUAGAAGUUUUAAAGCCUGGAUAUUGAGUAGAAAUUUUACAGCCAUCGGGGAGAUUAAACUGGGAAUACAGAUCUGCUUCAAAUGGAAGGCUAUGGACAUACAGUGCCACCUAUACUUGACAUGAUGAAUGGUUCAUGACAUUCCAACACAGACAUAAAUGGAAACCUCUGCAAUUCAAUUUGGCUAUUUUUGGCUCAUUGCUGAACAGCAGAAGUUAAUCCCAGCAGCACACGUUAAUUUGUCCAUUAUGUUCACUAUAAUGUUUGAUUCUGGCUUCCUGGUCAUUGGAGUUGUGAUCUGCAGAGAACAGAGACAGCAGAGAGGGAGGGAUAGACAAAUAGGAAGGUAGCUUAGAGAACAAGAUCAGAUAGGUAGGAGAGUAAUGCUCAUUCUCCACUUGGCUUAGAUUCUAAUCAGUUAUCCAGUUAUCCUCUCCUUCACACUGACCAACACGCAAGUUGUAUGCCAGAUAUGCUACAGAGGUGCCUGAUGACUGUGCACGUGCCUGUUGUAGCUUGUGUGGUAGGGCACUGCUUAGCGACAUUUGUAGUCCUUCCAUAUCUAUCUCUGGCUGAAAUGGAGUCCAUCUGACAAGCAUUUGAGCAGCAGCAGAAGCAAUGCCUUUUUACCAGUCCUGUGUCCUAACCAAAAUGGAUUCUGGGAACAAUGGCAUAUUGUCCAGAACUCGAGAUCUCAGGGAACACUGGUGUGUACAAAUGGGUAUAAUGUAAGGUCAUUAGUUGUGACUUGUGAGGCAUUAAACACAAGGUGAAUCUUACAUUGUUCUGGUAGAGCUAAGCAAUAUGCUGUUGAAUCCUUGCACUUUAGUACUCCAAAUGAGCCAAAGUACUUUUGGAGGGUU